CUGCGCCUUGCCUGGCUCCCAGCAGCCGUGUCAGGCUGUCGCUCCCUCCCAUGCUGGCCGAAAGCGCCGGCACCCACGAGCCGGGCUUCACGCGUCCAGCUCUCCGCCCCAUGCAACGUCUCAGGCGCUCGCCUUCCCCAGCCUGAAGUCCAAAGGGGAAGCCAGCUCCCGAGGAAUUUCCGCGCUUUGAGAUGGUGAUGAGAUCCCAGUGAAAUCAUUCCGCUCUACCCCCAGACGUUGUUUUGCUUUCCAUCCAGGGAAGACCAUUUCCCUUGUGGCCCUGUCAAGGAAAGAGUCUCCGAUGGACUUACACCGAGCAGCCUUCAAGAUGGAAAACUCCUCCUACCUUCCCAAUCCUCUGGCAUCUCCAGCUCUCAUGGUUCUUGCUUCCACUGCUGAAGCCAGCCGCGAUGCUUCCAUCCCUUGCCAACAGCCAAGGCCCUUUGGCGUUCCUGUGUCUGUGGACAAGGAUGUUCACAUCCCAUUCACCAAUGGCUCCUAUACCUUCGCCUCCAUGUAUCACCGACAAAGUGGGGUGCCAGGAGCAUUCACCAACCGUGAUUUUCCACCCUCCUUGCUUCAUCUUCACCCCCAGUUUGCUCCCCCCAAUCUGGACUGCACCCCAAUUAGUAUGCUGAACCACAGCGGUGUUGGGGCCUUCCGUCCCUUCGCCUCCACUGAGGACAGGGAGAGUUACCAGUCAGCUUUUACACCUGCCAAACGACUGAAGAACUGCCAUGAUACUGACUCUCCCCACCUUCGCUUCUCAGACGCUGAUGGCAAGGAGUAUGAGUUUGGAGCCCAGCUCCCAUCAGGCUCCCCUGGCUCCCUCAAAGUCGAUGAUACAGGGAAAAAGAUCUUUGCUGUCUCUGGCCUCAUUUCAGACCGGGAGACCUCAUCUAGCCCCGAGGACCGAAAUGAUAGAUAUAGAAGCGACAGCCAAGGAGGGCCACCGGCGUCUGCGGGGGCCAGCCAGCGCAUGACGUUAACUUUCCCUCUCUGCAAAAAGAAGGCAACGCUUUUUGACAGCCAGGCUCCCAUCUGUCCCAUUUGUCAGGUCUUGCUUCGUCCAGGUGAACUGCAAGAGCAUAUGGAGCAGGAACUGGAGAAAUUAACGCAGCUCAACAUCAGGUGUAAAGGCAGAUUUGCACAGGAUAAAGAGGGGUCUACUGAAUCCAAUCUGGACCAAGACCUCCCAGAUCCAUUUCCCAUGUGGUAUCCAGAACUGAUCCAGAAUUGGCUACUUCUCAGAGGAAAGAAGGAAGGGAACAGCCAAGACAUUUAUCCCGCACGGCACCCAGUUCCCUUGUGUGCAUAA
Molecule: messenger RNA, 1318 nt
Organism: Sphaerodactylus townsendi
Lineage: Eukaryota; Metazoa; Chordata; Lepidosauria; Squamata; Sphaerodactylidae
Product: E3 ubiquitin-protein ligase Rnf220-like
Exons: 5
Coding region: 302-1318 (338 amino acids)
Biological process (GO): protein ubiquitination
Molecular function (GO): ubiquitin protein ligase activity
Source: RefSeq, a predicted model, not a curated record